This is a messenger RNA of Prinia subflava (tawny-flanked prinia), 2105 nucleotides long. RefSeq names its product protein arginine methyltransferase 3 (gene PRMT3). Gene Ontology annotation, biological process: peptidyl-arginine methylation. Gene Ontology annotation, cellular component: nucleus. The transcript has 15 exons. NCBI's taxonomy places the organism in Eukaryota, Metazoa, Chordata, Aves, Passeriformes, Cisticolidae. The record is from RefSeq and is a predicted model, not a curated record. Bases 100 to 1602 code for a protein of 500 amino acids. Gene Ontology annotation, molecular function: protein-arginine N-methyltransferase activity.
GCCCCGCCUCGGCCCGGGCCCGCCGGAGGCUCCGCCAGGGGGCGCGCGCGGCUCCGCUGGGUGCCCGCGGCCGGAAGCGGCGCGGGGCGGCGGCGGGCCAUGGAUCCCGGCGAGGAGGAGAUGCCCGAGCUGUGCGACGGCGAAGGUGCCUGGCAGGAUGAGGACGAGGAGGAGGAAGAGGAAGGCGCUGCCGCGGCCGAGCACACGCGCUGCCUCUUCUGCGAGAGGUUGUUUAGUUCUGCCGAAGCCGUGUUCUCCCACUGCAAAACAGAGCAUCAGUUUGAUGUUAGUGAUGUGAUCCAGAAACACGGACUUGAUUUUUAUGGAUAUAUUAAACUGAUAAACUUUGUGAGAUUAAAGAAGCCAACUGGAGCAUAUCUGAGUUCUCUCAGCAGCCCACUGCCUUGGGAAGGAGAGGAAUAUUUGAAACCAGAAGUAGAUGAUGAUCUCCUGCUUCAGUUUGACAUAGAAGAUCUCUGUGAACCUGUAAAAGCUUUGCCUUCCAAUGGUUUAAGUGAUACCAUGGUGCUCCUUGAGCAGUUAAAACAUGCAGAACACAGAGCCAGAGCCGCAGAAGCAGCCUUGGCCAGAGCACAAGAUGAUCUUCAGAAAAUGAAGCAGUUUGCUCAGGAUUUCGUGCUGAGCACGGACGUCAGGAGCGGCUCGUCGGGCAGCGCCGUGGCAGAGCUGCGCGAGGAUGAGGAUGGCGGCUACUUCAGCUCCUACGGGCACCACGGCAUCCACGAGGAGAUGCUGAAGGAUAAAGUCCGUACGGAGAGCUAUCGUGACUUCAUCUAUCAGAACCCACACAUCUUCAAAGACAAGGUGGUUUUGGAUGUUGGCUGUGGGACUGGAAUACUCUCCAUGUUUGCUGCCAAAGCAGGCGCCAAGAAAGUGAUUGGCGUUGACCAGUCUGAAAUCAUCUACCAGGCCAUGGAUAUCAUUAGAUUAAAUAAACUUGAAAAGAUCAUUACAUUAGUCAAAGGAAGAAUCGAGGAAGUUGAUCUGCCUGUGGAAAAAGUGGAUAUAAUUAUAUCUGAGUGGAUGGGUUAUUUCCUUCUCUUCGAGUCAAUGCUGGAUUCUGUCAUCUAUGCAAAGGACAAGUACCUGGCAGAGGGAGGCUCAGUUUAUCCUGACCUGUGCACCAUCAGUCUGGUGGCUGUUGGGGAUAGGAACAAACACGAGGACAAGCUGCUUUUCUGGGAGGAUGUGUAUGGCUUUGACAUGUCCUGCAUGAAGAAGGCUGUCAUUCCAGAAGCUCUUGUGGAGCAUAUCGACUGUAAUUCUGCAGCCACUGCAGACCUGGAAUUCUCCUCAGAUUUCACCCUGAGCAUUACCAUGAGCACACAGUGUACGGCAAUUGCUGGUUACUUUGAUGUAUUUUUUGAGAACUGCCACAACAAGGUCUUGUUUUCAACUGGUCCCCAGAGUACCAAAACACACUGGAAACAGACAAUUUUUCUCCUGGAGAAGCCAAUUCCUGUAGAAGCAGGAGAGGCCCUCAGAGGAAAGAUCUCAGUCCGCAAGAACAAGAAGGACCCACGGUCCCUCUUCAUCACCCUCUCAGUGAAGGACACCCAGCAGACCUACAGCCUCCAGUGAAACUCUCCAUGGCUGGCAGGGGCUCAACUCAAAUGCUGCACUUGGCUGCUGAUAACUGUUCUGAAAUACCCAAAAAUGGUAAACUCCUGGGUCUGUGUGUGGGUGUGUGCACACACAAUAUGGAAAAGCUACCUAGAACAGAGAUUUGGGACAAAACCAGAUUCUGCUGCUUCUCAUGUGGUGUGAGGACAGCAAGAAAGAUGGGUUUGGGUUACCCAGGUGAGAAAAAAUGAGCCUAAACUCUUGCUGUAAACAACAAUAAAUAUGAUCUCUCAGUAAUGUUUUAUUCUUCUGCUGGCAAAAUCCUUGUAUAGUAUUUUUUUAUGAAAGAAGCAGCUCAAUCAUGUGUCAGUGCACCUCAACAGUAGCUGGAAAAUCCCAAUGGGAAUCAUUUUGGAAUUCCAACUGCAAGAUUGCAGCAACAAAGACGGUAUUUUUGUUACACUUCUGCAGUUUCAAAGUUGUAUACGUUUCAGUCACAUUUGUCUAAAUAAAUGAACCCA